AUGAUGUGCAGUCGAGGACAUUGGAGACCUGCAGAGGAUGAGAAGCUUCGUGAACUCGUCGAACAGUUUGGUCCUCAUAACUGGAACGCCAUAGCUCAGAAGCUCUCUGGUCGAUCUGGUAAGAGUUGUAGAUUGAGAUGGUUUAAUCAGUUGGAUCCUAGAAUUAACCGAAACCCUUUCACGGAGGAAGAAGAAGAAAGGCUUUUGGCGUCUCAUCGGAUCCAUGGAAACAGAUGGUCCGUGAUCGCUAGAUUUUUCCCGGGUCGAACCGAUAACGCCGUUAAAAACCAUUGGCACGUCAUCAUGGCUCGUCGUGGCCGAGAACGGUCCAAGCUACGUCCACGUGGCCUUGGCCAUGAUCAGGUCACGGCGGCUUCAACUACGACUGCGAUGAUGGGGUAUAACGACUGCGAGAAGAAGAGAAGAUUGGCAACCGCAACCGCAAUCAAUUUUCCUCAUCAGUUCUCUCAUAUUAAUCAUUUUCAACUCCUCAAAGAGUUCUUGACCGGAAAGGUCGGGUUUCGGAAUAGUAAUACUCCAUUCAAUGAAGAAGCAAUAGACCAAACCAAGAGACCGAUGGAGUUCUAUAAUUUUCUCCAAGUAAAUACGGAUUCGAAGAAACCCAAGGUGGUAGACCAUUCAAGAAAAGACGAAGAACAAGAAGAUGUCGAUCAAUGCAACCCCAAUCACAACGAGAAUUGUGUUCCCUUUUUUGACUUUCUGUCAGUUGGAAACUCUGCCUCUCAGGGUCUAUGUUAA
Microthlaspi erraticum is the source of this 759-nucleotide messenger RNA. Lineage: Eukaryota; Viridiplantae; Streptophyta; Magnoliopsida; Brassicales; Brassicaceae. The record is from the annotation of a GenBank genome assembly.